AUAACUUGCAUGAAGAGCUUAUCUGAGAAUGGUUUAGAAAACUAUGAUUCACAUCCAGUUAAAGAAUAAUGUAACAUUUCCACUAUGGAGGAAAAAUAAUCCAUGGAGAGUGAUAUUCUGAGGUAAAACAUUAGAAUAUAGAACACUCCAGAUGUGCCAAAGGGUAGAUGCUGUCCAGCCCCAAAUCCCUGUCUCCAGACUAUCACAGCUGCAGGAUCUGUCUCUCUGGCAUCUACAAUUCCUCUUCCUUUCUAAAUGCUGCUCAAAUAAUUAUGCAGGAUAUGCUAAUUACCCCCUAAUAAAAGGUAUGAUUACAAUUCCACUUUGCCAGUUCUGAAUUCUACAGAAAGGCUUGGAAAGAUGUAGUCAUAGAAACAAGUGGCUGCUCUGCACCCCCAGUUUUAGUAGAACCACAGAACCACGUUUUCCUCACACUGAGGGAAAAAACUCACCCUUGCUUGGCCGCUUUCCUGGGGAGUGAAAGGCUGGAAAGCCACGGACCAGCAUUGCUGGGAAUUCUCAAGCAGUUCCCAUCCUCCUGCUGAGCUUAUUUUGGUGAAUAACUGGUUUAGAAGGAGGUUUUACCAGCUUGAUCUUGCCUUCAGAGCAUCAGCUGUAGCAAUUAAAAGUCGGUUCCUUGACAGAAGCUGUAUUCUCUCCUCCUGCAGAACUCUGACCCAGUUGUUAAUAUUACAGAAUAGCAACUGCACUCCAGUGAAAACACAAUCCUUAACAUCUCCUGGAUGUGGGCAUUUGGUGGAAUCAGAAUUCAGCUUGGAUUGGACUGUCUCAGCCAACUCCUCUCUAUUAAGCCAAACCUUUGAUUAUUAAUCAGCACAACUUACAGUCGUAUAUAAAAAAAUAAACUAAACCCUGGAUCUAGAUCUGCCUUUACUCAUUUAAGUCCAUUUCUUCUUACUGAAAAAUACAAGAGUGCCAGUGAAGUGUUGCUGCCCAAAUGGUGGUAAGUUGCAGUACUUUAUUUUUCACAGCAGAUUCUCUUUUGCAGGAUUCUGCAUCUUGUGCUGUGCAGUUCCACUCCUGAUGCUCAAGAUCAGCUGGAAGCUCCAAUGGUGGCUGUAAAUUCGAAUUGCUGACCAAGAGAAGUCUCCAGUGGCUGCUGGGCACAGCUCUGGAUUCUGAACCUUCAGGAAAUGCAUUUGCCACGGAGGAGGCGGCUACGAAGGAACCGAAUCCUUUUCUUUCUUGCCAUGGUGUUGGUCCUCUCUCUCUACCAGCUCCAGUUCAGCCCCUCUGCCCUUCCAGCAUCACACACAGCCCCCCAACGCACGGACCCUGUCAAAGUGACCUCCAGGGACCCCCCCAGCAACAAGACUGCUGGGAGAGGCAAUGCCACAGCACCCAAAAUAAGGCACUGUAUAUAUGUGGAUGCUGAGCCAGCUGUGCCCGUCACUACUCCAGUGGAUACAACCCCACAGCAAGAAAAUGCCAGUGAAAGCCACCCAGACAAAAAACCACCCUAUGAGUCCAAAGGAGAAUAUCCCCAGGACCUGUUCAGUGUGGAAGAACGCAGGCAAGGGUGGGUUGUCCUUCACAUCUUUGGCAUGAUGUAUGUGUUUGUGGCCUUGGCCAUAGUGUGUGAUGAGUAUUUUGUCCCCGCUUUGGGAGUGAUCACAGAGAAGCUGCAGAUCUCUGAAGAUGUGGCUGGAGCCACCUUCAUGGCAGCAGGUGGAUCAGCACCAGAACUCUUCACCUCCCUCAUAGGUGUCUUCAUCUCACACAGCAAUGUCGGCAUCGGUACCAUUGUGGGCUCAGCAGUGUUUAAUAUCCUCUUUGUCAUUGGCACCUGUGCCCUCUUCUCCAGGGAGAUACUCCACCUGACAUGGUGGCCCUUAUUUAGAGACAUCUCAUUCUACAUUGUAGACUUACUGAUGCUCAUCCUGUUUUUCCUAGACAGUGUCAUUGAUUGGUGGGAAAGCCUCCUUUUACUGACUGCCUAUGCCACAUACGUAUUCACCAUGAAACAGAACGUGUACCUGGAGCAAUGGGUGAAGCAGGAGCUGAACAAGAAGCUCAGUGCUGUGCAGGCAGCAUCAGCAGAGCAUGUGAGAAAGAAAAGCACUGGGGCAGCUGCAGAUGAUGGAACAAAGAAGCCACCAGAUGUGAGGAAGCUGCAGCCUGGGCCAGCCCUGCAGCGGGGCAGCAGCUCGGCCUCCCUGCACAACUCCCAGAUGCGCGGCACCAUCUUCCAGCUCAUGAUCCACACCCUGGACCCCCUGGCAGAAGAAAAAUUUAAAGACAGGGUUGACAUCCUGAGCAACAUGGCCAAGACCAAGGCCAAGGCAGAGACCUUGGAUGGACAAGGCCCACAGCCAGAAGAAGAGGAAAAGAAGGUCCCAAGCACCAUCCAGGUAACUCCUGCCCAUGACUCUGAGCCCAGCAAAGCCACAGAGAAGGCAGAUGCACCACAGGAUGGACAGCCCUCAUCAAGCAGUGACAGCUCAGAAGACAGCAGCUCUGAGAGUGAGGAAGACAGUGAUGAGGACAGCACAGAUGAUGAUGAUGAAAACGAUGAGCCCUUAUCUCUGCAAUGGCCAGAAACAAGGAAAAAACAAGCCAUUUACCUUUUCCUCUUUCCCAUUGUCUUUCCUCUCUGGAGCACUCUGCCUGACGUCAGGAACCCUGACUCAAAAAAAUUCUUUGUCAUCACGUUUUUUGGAUCCAUCCUCUGGAUUGCUGUGUUCUCUUACCUCAUGGUGUGGUGGGCUCACCAGGUUGGGGAAACAAUUGGGAUAUCAGAGGAAAUUAUGGGUUUGACCAUCCUGGCAGCAGGAACAUCCAUCCCUGACCUCAUCACCAGUGUCAUCGUGGCACGGAAAGGCUUGGGUGACAUGGCUGUGUCCAGCUCUGUGGGCAGCAACAUCUUUGAUAUCACUGUUGGCUUGCCAGUUCCCUGGUUCCUUUUUUCUGUCUUCAAUGGCCUCAGCCCCGUGGCAGUGAGCAGCAAUGGUUUGUUUUGUGCAAUUGUUCUCCUUUUCCUCAUGCUCCUGUUUGUGAUUAUCUCCAUCGCUGUCUGUAAGUGGAAAAUGAACAAAAUGCUGGGGCUCACCAUGUUUGCUCUUUACUUUGUGUUUCUGAUCAUCAGUGUGAUGUUAGAAGAUAAGAUAAUAUCCUGCCCAGUAUCUGUAUGAUGGCUGGACACUUCAAGAUGUGUGUGAGGAUACAGCAGCAUCAGAAGGGGUUUAAGGUAGCAAAUGUUCUACUGAAAAAAAAGGAACCAGAAUUCUAACAAACUUACUGAGAAUAAAAUACCUUUAACUUACUAAAAAAUAAAUAAAUCUCAAGUGGUAUGUCAGCCUCUGCUAUUUUUCUUUAGGAUCAGAACAGAUACAGUAUCAAAUAGCACAAUGUUUAUGCACUCGUGGCAAAGGCUGAUGUGAUACAGAUGCAUUCAGUUUUCAGUUUG
Messenger RNA from Lepidothrix coronata (blue-crowned manakin), 3427 nucleotides. It is a transcript of the gene SLC24A1, whose product is annotated as solute carrier family 24 member 1. The record is from RefSeq and is a predicted model, not a curated record. Lineage: Eukaryota; Metazoa; Chordata; Aves; Passeriformes; Pipridae. Bases 1155 to 3152 code for a protein of 665 amino acids. The transcript has 9 exons. Gene Ontology annotation, cellular component: membrane. Gene Ontology annotation, molecular function: calcium, potassium:sodium antiporter activity; calcium channel activity. Gene Ontology annotation, biological process: long-term synaptic depression; long-term synaptic potentiation; calcium ion transmembrane transport.